Molecule: messenger RNA, 1347 nt
Organism: Mucor mucedo
Lineage: Eukaryota; Fungi; Mucoromycota; Mucoromycetes; Mucorales; Mucoraceae
Exons: 6
Coding region: 1-1347 (448 amino acids)
Biological process (GO): RNA 3'-end processing
Molecular function (GO): nucleotidyltransferase activity
Source: RefSeq, a predicted model, not a curated record
AUGAAACAAGACAUAACUGAAAAUAUCCUAAGAAGGCUUGCUGCAUAUACGGUUGAGAACAAUCUCACCAACUUUGAUCAAAGUACCAAAGGGACCAGCGUAAUAUGUUUAGAGGACUUCGAAACCCAUUUAAAACAAGUUGCAUCGACUGAGUAUGGUAUUAUGAAGUCUCAGUAUGCUUCGUUAUUCAAUUUUUUGAUGUCAAAAGAAGCAUUGGAAUCUUCUCAAAAACAAUCGUAUGAAAUCAUGACCGCCGGUGAAUAUAAGCAAGACUUGCCACACUUGAAGAACAGUUUCUUGGAUCUGAAAACAUUUUCGACGGAUGAUGCCCAUCUAUUGGUGAUGUAUAACAAAAAUGGGACUAUGAGCUCUGAAAGAUCACUGACCGAAGAAAUAAUAGCAUGUUACAAGGAAAACCAACUUUCAAAAGAGGACGUGUACUUGGUAAAAAGAGGUAUCAGGGAAAGGGUGAACGCCGCCGUCCAAACCGUAUUCCCCCAAUUUGCUUUAUCUGUUGAAAUGAUUAGAUCGUGCCAUACAGAAUUGACGUUUCCUGAUAGUACUUUACAUCUGGGGAUCAUUAUUCCCAAAUGUUCAAGUGAAAAAAAAGCUGAGUUUUCAAAAUUUCAAGCACGUCAUGAUUGUUUACAAGAUAUGGAUAACUAUAUCGGGUGUUUACAAGAGAUUGGCAUGGCUGAUAUUCAAUGUUGUCCAAAACGUGGCAACAUCUUAUUGUUUACUGACUCUGUAUCCGGAAACUUAUGUGAUAUCAGCAUUGAUAGAACCCUGCUUUUUGAAAGGGAAGAAUUGAUCAAAACAUAUCUUGAGUUGGAUGAAAGGAUUAGGCCUUUAAUUAAUGUCAUACUGUAUUUUUGCCAAGGACAUCAUCUAAAGAAUGCUGACGGGCAUCCAUCUUUAAGCACAUAUUCCUUAAUCAUGUUGAUAUUGAACUUCUUGAUGAAUGGAUUGGAACACCCUGUUAUUCCUAACCUUCAAAAUCUCUCGUUAGACAAUGAGUAUAUUUCAAUGGAGAAUCGAACUUUGUGGAAUGGUCAAAACGUUGAUAGUUUGGGUACACUCUUGAUUGGGUUUUUCCAAUAUUAUUCCAACCGAAAAAAUCUCACUGGUGGAGUCUCUAUCUUUCGAGCAGGUGGAAGUAGAAGAUGUCGAAAAUAUUUUCACCCUGUUGUCAUUAAUGAUCCGUUUUUACCAAUUAACAAUAUUGCAUCCGGUUGUAAACCAGAUGCUAUGGAAGAAACACUUAAAAAGUUCGAUUCAGCGUGGAAGGCUUUAACAGAUGGAAGAGGCUUUCAAUAUAUUUGUGGAAGCGAGUUGCAAAUGUAUUAG